CCGAGGUCCACGAGUAUUAUAACGAGAUACCCGGCAAAGAGCCGCCCCCGGGUGGGCUACUCGAUAUGCGGGUCGGACCGAAAGCACCGCAGCAGCCCCCCAGUGGCAGCCAGGCAGAAGAAGACGAUCUGCGAAGACCGGGAUGCCCGGAGCACUUGAACGUGUAUGAAAAUUGCUCUCUCACGCACAUGCAACUUCCAUCUGCAGAUUUGGAGAAGGGCGUUCCCGUGCUCCUGCCGGACAGUAAGGAGGCGGCGUACAGCACACUGGGGGAGGAGGGUGGCCCCGUGCCGGGCGGGCCUGCACAGGCCCUGGAGCCGCUCCAGCUGGAGGUGUGGUACCACGGCAGCCUGAGCCGGCGGGAGGCUGAGAGCCUGCUGAAGCACAGCGGGGACUUCCUGGUGCGGGAGAGCACUUCCUCCCCCGGCCAGUACGUCCUGAGCGGCCUGGAGGGGGGCGCUGCCAAACACCUGCUGCUGGUGGACCCGCAGGGAAUGGUGAGGACAAAGGACCACAUAUUCGACAGUGUGGGACACCUGAUUCGCUAUCACAUGGACAAUCAGAGACCAAUCGUCUCUUGUGGGAGUGAGCUGUGCCUGAAACAGCCGGUCAUUCAUUAGUGGUCAUUCAAAAACAGUGACAGUGUUCAGACUGGAUAUUAAACAGUGGACUUAAUCAUUCUAUCUUUGAUCGAGCGUUCUGGCACAUUCUACCAAAAGGACAAAGUGUUCAGACUGUAACUUGCAUGGUCAGACUUUUUAUCACAGUCAUACAUAGAUAUUCUACUUUUUUUGGCAGUUGUAUUUUUACCAUUGUAAUUUUGGGUUGGAAGUAAAAAAAGAGUACUUGCAUUUGACAAAAGAAAAAGAAGAAUAGCAGGUGACAUGUGGCGUGCAUUCUGUGUUUAUGCCUCAAAGCACAAAGCUGUAGAGCAAGUGGCUGGCUGAUUGACUUUAGUCUCUGUGUUGGUGAAAAUGGUUAUUUUUCUGCUCCUGAAAAUGUGCCUUGAUGCAGUAUUCAGCUUCAGGGGCAGGUUUGCCAGGUUUGUACAGAUUGUACAAUAUAGUGUAUAUCACUGAAUAGUGUAUAUUCAGUCCUGGUCCUGGAGAGCAGCAGGGUCUGCUGGUUUUUGUUUUCGCCUUAAUAUCAGCAACUAAUUCAGACCCAAGAAACAAGGCGAGGUGAGUUAACUGUGCAAUUAAGUGUUUUAAUAGACCAGUUGUGUGUAGAGUUACACCCUGCACCUCUCCAGGACCAGGAGUGAGGACCACUGUUGUAUAGCAUCUGACACACCGCAAGGCUUAGCCCAUGAUAGACAGCCAAUGUAUAAGAUAGUUUAAUAAAUAACAUUAAUUUGAGGACACUUUAACAAUUACAAUAUAUUUUUUAUAUUUAUAAUAGAAGCUUUGGUCUGAGUACUAUGUCAAAUUUAUCCACCAUAUACUGUACAUCUCUGUUUGUCAUUAGCAGUAAGCUAAUAUAGAGUUCUAAAAUAUGCAAGGUCUAUUGGAAAUGUAUACAAAUGUUUAUUUUUGAAAAUCAUUAUAAUAGUAGAAGCAUAUCUAGCACAAUGCUGGAUAGUGGUAUUGCUUAUUGAUUUUAUUUUCAUACACACAGAACCUGUGGACCAAGGCAUUGCUCUGUGCAUGUGUGCAGAUGAAAUAAAAUUAACUGACGCCAGUGCAAGUCCAGUAUGGGUACUUUUUCUUCUAAUGCAGUUUAUUUUCAUUCCUCGUGCACUUGUCAGAAAGACUGUAUGUGCAUGCGAUAAUUUUUUAUAUUAUUUUUGAAAAUAAAAGUGACACGCCCUUCCUUCUUGGAGAAUGCAUGAGAAGUUAAUAAGUUUAAAAAAUGUUUAAAUAUAUAUUUCCUUUUUAACAGUGAUAUAGAUUGCACACAAUUUUGUAUAUGUUUCUUGAUUCUUUCUUGUGUUAUCCUAAAUAUGUGAAUAUUAAAUAAUUUAAUCACUCGGUA
Conger conger (European conger) is the source of this 1974-nucleotide messenger RNA. Its product is annotated as SHC-transforming protein 1-like. Gene Ontology annotation, biological process: cell surface receptor protein tyrosine kinase signaling pathway. The transcript is spliced from 4 exons. Gene Ontology annotation, cellular component: plasma membrane. Bases 66 to 620 code for a protein of 184 amino acids. Lineage: Eukaryota; Metazoa; Chordata; Actinopteri; Anguilliformes; Congridae. Gene Ontology annotation, molecular function: receptor tyrosine kinase binding. The record is from RefSeq and is a predicted model, not a curated record.